CCGGCAACUCUCGCUCUUUAGGCGCCCCCCCCCCCCCGGUUGAACAUCACUUACGUACAAAUACCUACCCAAGCCCUCUCAGCUUCUAUUUCCAUUGCCCUCCACCUGCCAAGAACAGGGUAUCAACGACCAUGCCUAUCUUCAACGUCGGCUCCAUCGUCAUACAGCUGGUCGUCUUUUUGACAACACUAGUCAACUUUCACUCUGCUUUGGGACACGUUGAACCCAUUGUGCUUAUCGGUCUGUACAUCUUGUCUAAAGUCCUAGGUCGCUCGCCUGAGGACUUUUGGACGACGUCAUGUCCCGACUCGUGGUGUCCGAGCCAGCUCCUGCCUUCAAUGGAUACGUGACCCCGAGGGAAGAACAGUACACGGCUGGAGUGUCGCCCGGUGAAUCCUCGUCACCGCAGGGGAAGCGGGCCUUUGCAGCUCAACAACAACAACACCCAAAUGCAGAGAGUUUGGCCCGGAUGAUCGCAGCAGCCAGAAGGCCAAGCUAUGCAGGCAAAGUCGGUAUCAGGGACCGCAUCAGCUGCUACCAAUGGACUUGGUUCACUAUGACCAUGGCCACGGGCGGCAUUGCCAAUGUCCUUCACACUAUUCCACUCAGGUCGGACUGGCUCUAUUACAUUGGUUUGGUCGUGUUCUUGUUCAAUAUAUGCCUCUUCCUGCUUAAUUGCACCUUGAUAAGUCUAAGAUUCUCCUUGGUCCCCGGGAGCUUCAUGCACUCUUUCCUUGACCAGACAGAAUCUCUAUUUAUCCCAGCAGUCCUCGUGUCUUGGGCAAUUAUCCUAAUCAACAUAUGUGAAUAUGGCAUACCGUACUGUGGGUUGUGGUUACAACGAGUGGUUCAGAUAUUAUUCUGGAUGUAUGUUGCCGUCAGCUUCACAUCAAGUGCCGCCAUGUAUCUGACACUCUGGUCAACACAGAUUUUUCCGAUUCACAGGAUGACACCAGUCUGGGUGUUUCCCGCCUAUCCUCUGCUUCUAGUAGCCCCAUUUGCAAGCAACCUCAUAAAAGCGGCAGCACAGUCCCAAGCCGGCGUCUUGGUCAAUUUUACUGCCAUCGCUUUCUGUGCUGUCACUAUUCAAGGCACCGGAUUCCUGAUCAGUUUCAUGGUCUGUGCUGCUUUUCUGUAUCGUCUUAUGACACAGAAGCUUCCUCGCGAUAUUCAGAGACCUGGUGUCUUCAUUUCGAUAGGACCAAGUGGGUUCACUUGUGCAGGCUUGGUUGCCUUGGGAAACCAAUCUGACAUAAUCGUACCGUCAGAUGUUCCGGGACGCGAACACGCAGUAUACAUCUUACAGAUACUAUCUUUGAUGCUUGGUCUGUGGCUGUGGGGCCUGAGUCUCUGGUUCUUCUUGGUGUCGGUGGGAUCACUACACAAAUACCUGCGACGCGAGCAUAAAAUACCAUUCCAAAUGACCUGGUGGAGCUUCGUCUUUCCUAACACUGCAUUAGUCACUGCAACAUUUGCAUUGGCAGAUGUGUUAAACAACACUGGGCUGAAGAUCUUUGGCUGUGUCAUGGCCUGCCUCUUGAUUCUUGUCUGGCUGCUGGUCUUUAUCCGCAUGAUGAAAGGAUUGCGGAAAAGAGAAAUUCUUUGGCCCAAAGGACUCGAGGCUGGAUAGACCACGGCCUUGCAAUUCCUCUACAGCAAGGCCAUAAUCUAGAACAAGCACAAACACACAUCCGACCCCAGCGUACGACACAUGGUUACAAAGUGGCGAUAUUCGUAGUGGUAGUUUUAAAUUCAUCAUGACUCCAACGUGCAAUACAAGAAGAGCCACAAGACUGCUCCCGCAUCACCAUC
Molecule: messenger RNA, 1812 nt
Organism: Truncatella angustata
Lineage: Eukaryota; Fungi; Ascomycota; Sordariomycetes; Amphisphaeriales; Sporocadaceae
Product: voltage-dependent anion channel-domain-containing protein
Exons: 7
Coding region: 299-1630 (443 amino acids)
Biological process (GO): malate transmembrane transport
Cellular component (GO): membrane
Molecular function (GO): malate transmembrane transporter activity
Source: RefSeq, a predicted model, not a curated record